AUGUAUUUUGUUGUGAUGUCAAUACUAACAGGUCUAUAUAAACCAACAUCAGGUACAGCGUUUGUCUACGGCAUGGACAUUCGUACGCAUAUGGCGGCCAUUCGAGACUGUUUGGGAAUGUGUCCACAACAUAAUGUUCUCUUUGAUAAGUUGAAUGUGGAAGAGCAACUGAAAUUCUACGGUGGUCUGAAAGGUUUACGUGGUGAUGUGCUUGACGCAGAAGUGCAAUCGAUGCUUGCCGAUAUUGGUCUGGAAUCGAAACGUGAUCAAAUAGCUAGUGAUCUAUCGGGUAUGUUUGUUAGGAGUGGAAUGAAACGCAAACUAUGCAUUGGAAUUGCUCUAAUGGGUGGAUCAAAAUUGGUGAUUCUGGAUGAGCCAACGGCUGGAAUUGAUGCACAUGCGAGACGUUCAAUAUGGCACCUGCUUCUGAAGCAUAAACAAGGUGCGACUGAAAAUGUUCUUUGA
Molecule: messenger RNA, 465 nt
Organism: Anisakis simplex (herring worm)
Lineage: Eukaryota; Metazoa; Nematoda; Chromadorea; Rhabditida; Anisakidae
Source: the annotation of a GenBank genome assembly